AUGCGUUUCGCUGCCUCCGUCGCUACCCUCAUUGCCUCCGCGGCUCUCUCUUCCGCCGCCAGCGUCACCUUCUGGACCCUGGACAACGCUCAGCGCACCAUCUACUUCACCUCCAACCCUGGCAGCUCCAACAUCGACUCUGUCAAGGUCAGCGGCGACAAGAACACCACUGUCACCUUCCCUGAUACCUGGCAAGGCAACUUCUACGCCGUCAAGGAUGGCUCCGCCAACGUCCCCGGCAUGCUGGGCGAGAUCAACUUCGGCAGCUGGCACGGUCUGACCUACUUUGACGUCUCCGCCAUUGUCGACCCCAACGACAAGGACAACGUCAAGCAGAUGUUCCCUGCCAAGUCCCUGGAGCCCAUGUCUGGCUGCGUCAACUUCCCUUGCAACAACGCCUACUACCUGCCUGAUGACAUCCAGACCAAGGCUACCCAGGAGCAGGAGCUUGUCUGCACCCUUGGCUCUGGCUCCGUCGGCCACACCUUCACCGAGGAGCAGUAA
Molecule: messenger RNA, 504 nt
Organism: Trichoderma citrinoviride
Lineage: Eukaryota; Fungi; Ascomycota; Sordariomycetes; Hypocreales; Hypocreaceae
Exons: 1
Coding region: 1-504 (167 amino acids)
Source: RefSeq, a predicted model, not a curated record